AUGUGCAAACACGUCCUCAACGUCCAGGCUUCCAUCCGCGCCCCUUGCUGCAAACUAUGGUUCGACUGUGCCGAAUGCCAUGGCGAGAUCUCGGACCACCCCUUGAGAAAGACGACCGAGAUGGUCUUUGGCUGCAAAAAGUGCAAAAAAGUCUUCCGCAAGGAUAUGGACCACUUUGAGGAGGAGGAUGAGUACUGCCCACACUGCGACAACAAAUACAUUGUCGAGGCCAAGACGCCUCAGAUGGCUAUCUCUGUCGAGGGACAUGACGAGAGGAUGGGCGAGAGAUUCGAGAAGGAUAUGCGGUUGAAGGAAGACACCUUGAAGACUGUCUUUGACAUGAAUUCAGAUAUCUCUCACAGAAUGGGAUAA
Messenger RNA from Linnemannia hyalina, 372 nucleotides. Lineage: Eukaryota; Fungi; Mortierellomycota; Mortierellomycetes; Mortierellales; Mortierellaceae. The record is from the annotation of a GenBank genome assembly.